This is a messenger RNA of Merops nubicus (carmine bee-eater), 618 nucleotides long. Its product is annotated as putative HERV-K_Xq28 provirus ancestral Pol protein. The transcript has a single exon. The annotation marks the transcript as partial. Lineage: Eukaryota; Metazoa; Chordata; Aves; Coraciiformes; Meropidae. The record is from RefSeq and is a predicted model, not a curated record.
AUAGCAAACUAUGCUGUGAUUGAUUUGGCUAAUGCAUUUUUUACUAUCCCAAUUGCAGAGGAACAUUUGGAUCAAUGUGCCUUUACGCGACAGGGGCGGCAGUACACCUUUACCAGGCUGCCUCAGGGAUGGGUGCAUAGUCCAACUAUUUGUCAUCCAAUAGUGGCCGAGCAUCUGGAUGAAGUAAAACUGCCUCCUCAUAUGCAAAUAGCACAUGAUAUAGAUGACAUCCUGAUUCAGGGGAGCAUUGAAGAGGAAUUACAGCAGAUACUCGAAUUGGUUGUGGACCAUGUGAAACAGAAAGGUUGGGAAAUUAAUCCUACUAAAAUUCAGGGACCAUCUCAAGUGGUAAAUUUUUUAGGAAUCCACAGGCACUGUGGACAUGAGGAGAUACUACUUAAAGCCCAACAGAAAAUUCUGGACCUUGUGGUACCACAAAAUAAGAAAGAGGCACAGAGAUUCAUCAGACUGUUCGGCUUUUGGAGACAACACAUUCCACAUUUAGGACAGAUUUUGGCCCCAUUGUAUAAAGUGACCAGGAAAAAAUAUGAAUUUGAAUGGGGAAAUGAUCAGCAGUCUGCCUUUGAAUUAGCAAAAGAGGCUAUUCAAAGGGCUUGA